ACAAGGUAUGUCUCCAACGGUCACGUUUAUCACACUGGACUGGUCAAAAUCCUACAAAUUCGACGAACUUAUCGCAGACGAAAAUGUCUACUGGAAGUUGAAUAUUCCAAAAGACGAGCUACUUGCACAGUGCGAAGAGACACUCAGUGGAAAAAUUCCUUGGACAUUCAAAGUGGAGCUAGGGCAAGGCCUCAAUUUGUUUGAAUGUUGGGGGACUGUUGUAAUACCAGACAUUGAGCCAUUACUUUCGGUCCAACUCGGCGACUCCUUGGCCGACUCCAAAGAAAUUUCUGCGCCAACAGAUGUUAUAGUUUGGCAGCAUCCUUGCACUCCAGGAGUUGCAGUUUUAGCUCCUUUGUUCGAGGUAAAGCAGUCUUUCACAGGUAAGCCGCUAUCGAGGAAUAAUUUCCCAUUUUUAAGCUUAUCUAUCUUUAAAAGAUUUUCAGACCGCCUCGAUAUUCUUAUAAAACUUCCGAUAAAAAAGACAGAGUGUAGCUGUGUCUAUAAUUCACACUCUAAUGUCACAAAUUAUCGAUCUAUCAGUUGCUCUCUUAUUUCUUCAGGAGGUUACCUGGCAGUUACUCAUGGAAUUUUCAAGCCAAAUACAACUCACUGGUAUGAUCUUCUCCACCGUUCGUCUGGUCACCCAGACAACUAUUCUAUUUGCAAGGAAGUUUCAUUUACCGCUUGUGAGAAGCUAUCAAUUUUGGACUUCACCGUGGUUGACAAUUACAUUUUACUCGUAACCACAAAAGGCCUGAUUAGGUCGGAGUCAAUGGAUGACGUUGCCAAAGGCUUAAACAAGACUAAGGUACACUCUUUAUAUGAACCUCCAUUUGAUAACUGGUCGCCUUUUGAACUGGUCAAUCCACUGAAGGAGUUUCCAGUGCUUGGGGUGGCAUUAGACAUUCCAAGAAAUACAAUGGUCCUACUUAUGAAGGAGCCUAACAAGGUCCGUUCCUUGGUCGCAGUCCUUGAUCCAGUGACUUCCCAACUCUUGCAACCCGUUUUCCAAUUCCCAGAGAAUGCAACCUUAACAAAGAUCACUUUCCACGCUCACACUCAUGUCAUAUAUGUCUACGGAUCCCAGUCGAUCAUAGUUCAGAUAACUUUUUCCCACUACGAUGAGUCUGAUUACAAAGACCUAUUUUGGGGUAUACAGGUGUGGCUAUCACUUGACGGAGGGAACUCGUUUGAGACUUUGCUGGAUACACACCUGCGAGGUGAUUCAGUGUCAUCAUUGUUUGCUAACAGCCUUGGGGACGCUUUUGUUUUGGUUACAAGUCUCGGCGCUUUGUCCAGUGGCUGGUCAGGCUUUCCACGAGUCGGCCAGAUUGAAAAAGCAACUACGUCUUCUAACUGCUCUUUCAAGAUUGCUAGCUUCCAGCAUCGAAAGUCCGUCGACAUAGCUUGUAUACAAAACACCUCUAAUGUGCUUACCCUUAAAACUUAUUGCGUUGAUUUAGCUUCACAGAUCAAAGCGGACAGGAUUGUAAUUUUCAGACCACUUCUCGUUAAUUUUUUUUCUGAAAGAGAAGUAGAAUUUUUGGCUUUUUGCGGUGACGCCUUUUUCACAGAUCAUAUUGGAUGUGUUGACUCAUUUCAGCAGUCUGACGUUGGACGCGUCCUAAGAACAAGAAACGGUGGUUCGGCUCUAAUCACUGGAGUGCAGCACACUACCGUUACAAAUGACUUCAGUGCACGUGUCACAGGUCUCGUCAUUAAGCCAAUUGCUACUGUAGACAAAUCAGACUCCCCUGCUCUCCAUUGCACCCUUCAAGUAAACAUCAGUGGUGUGUAUGCUUAUUUACAGCUGCAAAACUCGGUGAACGAUUCAGGUUGGCGAGGUGAAGACAUUGGUAAGACACUUCGGCUUUCCGGUGGAAUAAGCCUUAUUGUAACAGCUUGUAAAAGUCUCACGUCUGCUACUGGUAGGCUGCCAGCAUCAUGGAACGACACAGAAACUUACAUCGGUGUUUAUGAAGAAGGAACUUGGUUCCUCAUAGAUUUACGGCCUUUUCAUGCGUUUCGUCCAGUUAGCUCUCCAAUACUUCGUGUAUACCAAACGGAUAAUGGUAGAGCUCAAGCUGAUAUAGUAAAUGACGACCAGUUCUUAUUUUCAAACGAAAACGUUGGGGAUGUUCUGAAAUAUGAGCGCGGAUGGGGUGUGAUCACAUCUGUUGUCAAUGCCUCAGUCAGUAUCCUAAAGGCUGGGAUACUGUUACCCGGGAACUUUACGAACAACUGGGGUAUUUACAAGGCAGACGCUACAGUGAGCAGGGAAUCGUACAUCCCUUACAUUCCAAACCCUCAGUUUCAAGGCUGGUGGCUGGCAGAAGACGAGUGCCGGCAUUUCCUUGUUGAAGACCCACCCAGUAGACUUAAGCUCUACCAUAUGGAUUCCGGCGAGAGCCUUUCCUUCACAUUCCGCGCCACAAGUAAAGGAAUUACCGAUGAGAACCCUUCAAAACCUUUGCUAAGGGUGUAUAUUGGAAACACCCUGUUGUUUUAUGUCGAGUCAUCGUACCAGUACUCCAGCAUGAACCACACCCUGGAAGUCACUCUAACCAAACGACCCUUUAUAAGUGGAAUAUCUUCGAUCAGCGGGAGGUUACAUCAAACUGCUUCUCUGUUAUGCAAGAAAGCUUCCUAUACUGUGCACGGUGACUGUCCACCGACUAAAAUGCUGCGUUUCUUAUACCCUUUAUCAUUUUCUCUGGAUGACUUUUUAAAUGCAGAAAUCGCUGACUCUAAAGGUAUUGUAAGGAACUUGAAGCUACCUUUCAACUACAGAGCUCCCUCCCCGAGGGGUAAAGCAAUACCAAUGUCGAAAAAUGCUUAUAAUGUCGACCCACAGAAACCUCUUUACAAGACCACGUACGCCAUAACACGAAGUACACUGAGAUACAAACAAUGUCAAGGGAAAGAUCGUCGCUCUGAUUGUGGGUGUACUAAUCAAAUGAGAGGAUCAUCUCUUGUUAAGCAUUCCGACUGCAUCGAUACUGUUUACCGCAUGAUGUUUAGUGAAACUCUCACUCCGCGCUUUGUUGUGUUACAAGAGGACAGGGUAGAAAAACCGUUGCGCUUUCCGUUUUAUCUUGAAGAACUAAAUCAAAGGAGGGAUUUCACGAUACUUUCACCUAGUGACUUGACUUUCUCGGGUCUAUCGUCACCAGUGCUAAAACAGGAACUUAACAGCUCUAUACAGUUUGAAGGAUCGGGACUGUACCACUUUCGCGCCCGCGUUGUACAAGAAAACUACACAUUCUGUGCCCUGACCGACGACUUCAUGGUGUUUGUGGUUGAUACUCCUUUACCUUUUCCAGUUAAUGAUGUGGUGCGGGCUUGUACUGGAAUGGGAUUCGCCACUUUAUUAUUUUUUGUUUACAUGCGACACUUUCAUGGGAAGAAGAAGAUGAAAAACGAUUAGAACUAACUUCCUUUUUCCUAUUAGUUUGAUGACAACGCAAAAAUGUCAUAUAUUUUACUAGACGCACUGCUAUCCUGUGAAAUAUCGUCUGAGAGUUAUCAGCUU
This is a messenger RNA of Orbicella faveolata, 3535 nucleotides long. Its product is annotated as cation channel sperm-associated auxiliary subunit beta-like. NCBI's taxonomy places the organism in Eukaryota, Metazoa, Cnidaria, Anthozoa, Scleractinia, Merulinidae. The record is from RefSeq and is a predicted model, not a curated record. Gene Ontology annotation, cellular component: cilium; CatSper complex.